Coregonus clupeaformis (lake whitefish) is the source of this 893-nucleotide messenger RNA. RefSeq names its product LIM and calponin homology domains-containing protein 1-like. Gene Ontology annotation, cellular component: stress fiber. The transcript has 5 exons. Gene Ontology annotation, molecular function: myosin II head/neck binding; actin binding. Lineage: Eukaryota; Metazoa; Chordata; Actinopteri; Salmoniformes; Salmonidae. The record is from RefSeq and is a predicted model, not a curated record. Bases 399 to 893 code for a protein of 164 amino acids. Gene Ontology annotation, biological process: actomyosin structure organization; regulation of focal adhesion assembly; positive regulation of stress fiber assembly.
CACACACACACACACACACACCGCCCCAACCCCCGCCUCCAACAUACUUCUAUCCUCCCCGUCCCGCGGGCAGCAGGAGCGGCUGCUGGGCGCCUGUCUCGCACCUGGCCGGUUGAAGGUUAUUUUUAGUGGCGGGUUGGUUGGUGUUGCGGUGUGGGACUCGGGAUAGCUCACUCUCCUCUACAGCCCAACCGGGAGACGCUCACGCCGAGUUACGGAGAAACCUGGGAGAAUAACGGGUAUAACACAUACUGGCCCUCCGUGAGCCUUAACCGGCAGAAUAACAAGCCCAGCUGUCCGGUAAGCGUUAAGGGACGACAUUACCGAGCUUUUCUUAACGGAGCCAGGAUAUUUAAACCCUACGAGCGCACCGUAGCCUACUGAAGCCGUUGUCAGAGAUGGCCAGCACCGGGGCUGAGUGCGAGGAACCUCAUCUUCCCCAGGACGAACCGAGACAUCCCGAGCCUGCAUUCAGAGAGGCGCAGAAGUGGAUCGAGGAGGUGACGGGGAGAAGUUUCGGGGAGAAUGACUUCCGGAGCAGCCUGGAGAACGGGAUCCUGCUCUGCGAGUUACUGGGGUCCAUCAGACCAGGUUUGGUCCAGAAGAUCAACCGACUACCUACACCUAUCGCUGGACUGGACAACCUGUCAGUGUUCCUCAGAGGCUGUGAGGAGUUGGGUCUGAAAGGUUCCCAGCUGUUUGAUCCUGGUGACCUACAGGGACACCUCCGUACGAGCCAACCUCAGCUGUUAACACACUGUGGGCUACUCUGGGAGAACCUCUCCUGUCCCAGCUGUGAACACACUGUGGGCUACACUGGGAGAUCCUCUCCUGUCACAGCUGUUAACACACUGUGGGCUACACUGGGAGAUCCUCUCCUGUCCCAGCUGUAA